CUUUUUCGCAGCCAUUUUAAUUUCAUUCAUUGGAUUUUACUGUUUUGGAUUUUUUGACGACGAAGUUGUGUCAGUUAUUGUGUUUUAACGGGUAAUGUUAAACAAAACGUGAAAAUUAUUGAUCACAACGACUUCGAUACGAACAAGUUACAUUUAUAGUAUCUACGCAAUAGUUUGUAAAACCUGUAACAUAAUUUUGUUAUGAAUCGUUAAACAUCCUUGGAAUCUCAUAUACCUAUUGAAAGUAGUGUAAAUUGUUGCAAACAUGGAAUCUCCAAGACAGUCAGAUUCUGAUACUGUGGAGUAUUGGAAGAAACAAGCAAAGCAUUAUGAACAAAAGGUCAUCGAUUUACAACAAGAAUUGGACGAUUACACCGAAAACUCAGCACAACUUGAAAAAGAAUUAGAAGCAUCAUUAGUACAAGUUGAGAAACAAAACAGAGAUCUUGAACAUCAAAAUCAACGAUUGAAAAACGAAAUUGAAAUGUUAAGGAACAAAUUGGAAAGAAGUCAGCAUGAAACAAAUGCCUUAGAGAAUGAACUUCAAGCAUUAAAAAUAGAUAAGGAUAAACAAGGAGUGUAUAUCAGAGAGCUAGAACAAAAAAAUGAUGAUUUGGAGAGAGGUCAGAGAGUAAUAUCAGAAUCAGUGUCAUACAUUGAAUCACUGUUAAACCAAGCAUACGAAAGAAAUGCUGUCCUGGAGAGUGAGGUUGAUGAAGUGGAGACUUUGAGGAUCAGACUGCAAAGAGCAACAGAUGAAGCUAGAGAUCUGAAGCAAGAACUGAAGGUAAUGGAAAAGGUUCCCAAACCAAAGAAGGGAGAUGACAGUACACUUGAUAGCUCCUUAGUCAACGGACAUAUCUCGAACCCAACUCGGACUCAAGUUGAAAUAGAAACACAAACUUCUCUGAUGUCACCACAAAAACGUGAAAUAAAUGGCAACGGAAUGACACCAUCGUCUCGGGUAACGGCCAUAAAUAUAGUUGGCGAUUUACUACGCAAAGUGGGGCUUGAAAGGUUUCUUUGCCGUGAAUGUGGUAAGAUAAAAUGCUCCUGUGACACGCCUGCAGCUGCUUCUCAAAUAACUACGCCGAGCGACUCCACCGCCACAGAGAAUGGAUUGACUAGCAAUGACGUUGAUACUGGCGGUCCUGUCGAGUACAGGACCCCCCAAAAAGUACAAUACGUACGAUCACAUUCAGGAUCUGAACGUAGUUCUAUAGUAAAGAACUCACCUGUUUUAACAAACCGCGCAUCCGAACAACCGUUCGUGCGUUCCACACAAGCAGAGAAUGGGAAAUUAAGAAGAUCAUUUGCCGUACGGUCUCGAGAGGGCUUAGAGAACUUGUUAAGUUUUGCUUCUAUUAGAAAGGGGCAUGAUCAUUCAAAGAAAGUCCGAAACUAAUGUGAUUUAGUUUUUAUGAAUAUGAAAUAGUUCAAUGCAUUGUUAUAGCUUUACUAGAGAUUAAUGUUUUUUUUUCUUUUGAUGUUUUUUUAUUGUUUACGUAUCGACACAUCCGUAAAUAUUGAAUGAAUCUAUUGUAUUUAGCUGAAAUUAAAAUGAUAAUUUAGAACUAGACUAAUAGUUUUACACUAAGAAUUUUACAACAUAACAGAAAAUGACUGCUGUAAUAUAAUAGUGUUAUUGUCUGUAUUAAACUGCAUUUUAUUUAUUUAAAUAAUAUUUUCAGCUCGUCACGCCUCAUUUGUACAUAGUGUAUAGUUGGCUUUAAAUAAUAGGUGUUGGUUAUCACCGCAAAUAAUUUCCUAUCACCUACUAAUAUUAACAUCAUCAUUUACUGUGUACUUUUCUUCAUUGUAGGCUUUGGAAUCAAAGUUAGCGUCGUGUCGCGGUACAGUUAGACCUAAAGAACAUUCACCAAAUUCAGCCUCGGAUGUGAAUAAGGACUACAGGUGUGUACUCAAGAACUAGAUACGUCCAUCAUAUCAUCACUUCUGUAUCGUGACGUGCCGCCCGCGCCCGCGCCGCAGCGUUUAGCUUCUAACAUAGUGUGAUACUAUAUCGAGCGAAUCUUCAAACAUCGCUUAUCUUGCUGAUCAUAAUGAAUUCAACUCGAGUACUGUGAUCAUAAUCACAAUUUUCCUAAUUUUACUAAUAUCUGUGAUGAUAAUGAAAUAGUUAAGGAUCGGUAUAUCUAUGUGAACGGUUUUGGCCUACCCACCGGAGGACUAGCACUGUGUGAAUUACAUACCGCACACCAUGUAGUUAUUAGCUUCACGAAACAUGUGUUGUUUCUAUAAUAAAUUAAUGAUAAUAAAAAUUAAUGCGUCCAUCUUGAAAAACAAAAAAAAAAAAACUAAAAUGUGUUAGUUUACCGUGUCUUUCGGUAAUAUAGAUCUGUUCGAAUUCACUUCAGAAUGAAUAGUUAUUGUUAUAAUAUUGAGUUAAUGUCUAAAAUAAUUAUCACUUGAGUGCACGUUUUCUCGGUGUAAAUUUUAGGAGCUAUUGGACUCACCUUUACAUUACUACAUUAAAUAAAAAAAAAGAUACUUUAGUCUAUUGGUGGACAAAAAUAUUUUCGAAUGAUAUUUAUGUAAAUAGUAGGUAAAGAGGUAUGAAUGAAAUUGUUAAAAUUUAAAAUAUUAAAAAUUUAUCAGUAAAAUUUGCAAUGACAUUAUUUAUAAAUCUAUGUAUGUAAUAUGUAUUGUAUAAUAUGUAUUUUGUACUUGCAUAAUAGUUAUAUAUUUAUAAAGAUGCUAUCAAAUCUAUGUAUUCGACAAUACAUGAGAAUAUUAUUAUUAUAGCAAUAAAUGUUUAAGUUAGAUUUCUUCGUAUCUGUUCUGUAUCGCCAUGAGGUACUAUAUUAAUAUGAGGAUUUUUACAAUAUCGACAAGAAUAAUUUAAUAACAACAUUCUAAUAAUAUAAUCAGGUGCUCAAUACACAAUUAGUUAAAUACUUAGAACUGGAACGAUUUGAAUACUAUUUUUAAGAAUUCGUUUGAUUUUAUAGAUUUUCGAUAAUGAUUGUAGGUGUUGCAGAAAUAAUUUCGUGACUAACCAUAAUUAUUAUUGGGCAAUAAUUGCAUGAGUGUAUCACUACAUUGUUCUUAGCAUGCACUAAUGAUUGUGUUAAGUGUUCGUCAUUCCCUUAAUAUGUAUAGAGGGCGUACGGAUCGCUGUCAUGGAAACUAAAACCAAACAUUCGAUGUAUUGUUUGUACAUGUCUUUAAAUAACGUUUUGUCAAGGAACCCAGUAUUGUUUUAUACUAAAUCCGGGAUCAACAUCAAAAUUCCCUCAUCGCGCAUGUUUUAUCGGUGUUGCGACGAUGACGUCAUCUUACUUUGCUAGGCCAGUAGGCCAUCAAUGAGAUAACAACUAGAUUAAAAUGCACUUAGAUAACAAACAAAAUUAUCGAUAACAGUAACAACUUAAUACGCAUGGCCCAUUCCACAAUUAAUAAUUUCACAUAAAUUAGUUUUAAUUACAUAUUUUUUCAUGUAAAGCUCACAUCAAUAGGUUGUAGUUCUAGUUUCCAUAACAGUGUUCCACAUGCAGUGUAUAACAUUUCUUUGUAUUUGGCAUUGUUAUCACCAAGUUAAUAAAAGAUCAUUCUAAUCUAAUUGAAUAUUUCUUAGGAUAACAAGCUUGGUACAAAAUAAUUGUAUUAAUUUAAUAUUAUGACGAGAAAGUCGUGUCUUGCCCUAAACACUUAGUAUACAAGUAGCAGCAACUUUGGUUUUCAAUUACAAUUUCACUACAUUCUGUCAUUCAUUAUUAACUAAACUAAUAAAACGAGAGAAUAUGAAAUGAAAACAAAUGACUGUAGGUAGAAUUUGUAAUUUUCAAUAAUAUUUCUGCUAUAUAAUCUCAACACUGUGUUUACAAUAACAUAUAACUGUUACAAAAUAGCCCCAAACAAAAAUAGUGUGUAAUUAGAAACUCACAAUGUAAUGUACCUCUAAAGUUGAUUUGUUUGAGGUCUUAAAUAAAUAAUAAUGUAUUCUAAAUUGUUCUAAAUAGUAAAAUCUACAGAUUUAGUUGGUCGAAACAAUGGUUUGUCAAUUGCGUAAUGUUACUCAAAUGUAUUUGCCCAGUUUGCUGCAAAUAGUUUUAAGUAUUUAGCAUUUAUACGUUCACGCGUGUGGUGACCAAACAACUUUUUAUUUUUUACGCAAUAUGAAAUAUGGAACGAUAAUAAAGUACGUCAAAACGGAACACAA
Molecule: messenger RNA, 4183 nt
Organism: Spodoptera frugiperda (fall armyworm)
Lineage: Eukaryota; Metazoa; Arthropoda; Insecta; Lepidoptera; Noctuidae
Product: nuclear distribution protein nudE-like 1
Exons: 7
Coding region: 266-1405 (379 amino acids)
Biological process (GO): chromosome segregation; mitotic centrosome separation; microtubule nucleation
Cellular component (GO): kinetochore; centrosome; kinesin complex
Molecular function (GO): microtubule binding
Source: RefSeq, a predicted model, not a curated record